This is a messenger RNA of Coccidioides posadasii C735 delta SOWgp, 2167 nucleotides long. RefSeq lists its product as uncharacterized. Gene Ontology annotation, molecular function: dynein heavy chain binding; dynein light chain binding. Gene Ontology annotation, biological process: transport along microtubule. NCBI's taxonomy places the organism in Eukaryota, Fungi, Ascomycota, Eurotiomycetes, Onygenales, Onygenaceae. The record is from RefSeq and is a predicted model, not a curated record. Gene Ontology annotation, cellular component: cytoplasmic dynein complex.
GAGAAGCGGACACCUUCGCGGUGGUGCAGGAGCCUUUGUUUCCCGUCAAGAUGAGUGCUAUGCAGCGGAAAGAUGAAAUCCUGGCGAAGAAGGCCAAGCUCGCCGAGCUGAAGCGCCAGCGAGAAUUGAGACAGCGGGAGUUCUCUCAGACCCGCAUGAGCAUAGGGGAAUCAUCAGAGAUUCUAGCUCCUACGCCUGGUCGUUCGGAUAGAGCCGAGCUCGAUAGUUUAAUUUCCCGGCUUGUUGACAGGCCGUCGUCUGCCGCUCACAGGGAUGGUGGAGACGGGUCACCAAGAGGUCGCGGAAGCCGUCCAAACUCAGUCCUCAGUGGCGGACAGCUCAGCGGUGAAAAUAUCGAAGCCUAUACUCCACCAAUAAGGCCGCUAUCCCAGUCCAUCGCAACGCAGACCACCCAUGACCUUUCCGAUGCCGUGCCCCAACCCGCUCCUCCUCCGUCGCCGCCGAAGCCGGAAAUUCUAACGUACAGCAAAGCAGUGCAGACUGACACGUGGACGGAAUCAAAGACACGUUCAGAAGAUGGAACAGAAUCGGAGGGAGAAGACUCCCCCACUACUUCGCGUGCAAAUAAACGACUCAGCAGAAGAGAGCGUGAGCGAGACGAGGAGAUCAGAGAAAAGCUACGGCAGGAAAUUGAAGAAGAGCUAAAAGCCACACAAAGUUUAGCAGCAGGCGGUGAUGCUCAGCCCACCGGCCAAUUUAGAUAUCCGUUGCGCACGCUGACCAGCGAUGAGCUUAAUGCAGUCACUUCUUCAGGGGAGUUUUUAGAUUUUGUGGAAAGAUCAAGCAAAGUUAUUGAGCGAGCUUUGGAUGAAGAAUACGAUGUGCUUGCAGAUUAUGCACUGGGUGGAAUAGGGGGCGAGGACGAAGAGGAUGACGACUACAGACUGGGCAAGAAGCGGAGAGAAAUAAAGCAGGUCACUCAGUUUUGGGAUGAGAGAUGGAGUAAGAAGCGUAUGAUUACCGACGUUAGCUUCUCUCCAAAGUUCCCUGAACUGAUCAUAGCCUCUUACACCAAGAACCCAACCGCACCUCACGACCCAGACGGACUCGUCAAGGUCUGGAAUCAGCAUCUCCAUGCUCGACCCGAAUACAUAUUCCACUCAACAUCCGAUAUCCUCACAGCCAAAUUCAGCCCAUUCCAUCCGAACCUUAUCAUUGGCGGUUCCUAUUCUGGACAGGUGCUUCUUUGGGACACAAGAUCCUCGCGUGCAGGCGGAGGCGCUCCUGUGCAGAAAACUCCCUUAUCGGGGUCGGGCCACACUCAUCCGGUCUAUAGCAUCACCAUAGUUGGCACCCAAAAUGCUCACAACAUCCUGACAGCAUCAACCGACGGGGUGGUCUGCGGUUGGACGGUUGACAUGCUCUCCCAACCACAGGAAUACCUUGAACUCACUACUCCUCCACCCUCCAAAACCGAAGAUCUUGCACCCACAACCCUCUCGUUCCCUCAAUCUGAUCCCACAUUUUUCCUUGUCGGCACGGAAGAAGGCACUAUAUACCCCUGUCACCGUUAUGAUCGCGCUGGCGCCAAAGCGGGAACAGACCACCGCCUUUCUUAUCGUGGCCAUGCCGCCCCAGUUAUGUCAACAGCUUUCCAUCCCGCUCGUGGCCCCGUUGAUCUUGGAGACUUGAUGCUUAGUUCAAGUAUAGACUGGAGCGUCAAGCUUUGGCGAGUUCGCCCACCCGCGGCAACAUCCACUUCCUCAGGGACGUCUUCCUCGGCGGCAAGCAUGCAAACAGUUUCUCCAAUCCUCGAUAUCACCCGUGAGGACGUUGUAUACGAUGCUCGCUGGUCUCCAAAUCGACCGGGCGUGUUCGCCCUUGUCACUGGUGCCGGAUCGCUCGAGGUGUGGGAUUUAUAUACGGAGACUGAAGUGCCGACUGCCUGUGCAACUCCCACAUCCGGCAAGGGUGGAAUAUUGACUAAGAGCCUAAACAAAGUCGCAUGGGAAGAAAAGGAAGGAAGACGGCUUGCUACGGGCGGAUUGGAUGGUGUUGUUACAGUAUUUGAUGUUGGAAAGGGGCUAGGUGGAGGGCCAGAGGAACUUAGCACGGAAGAGUGGUCAGGGAUGAAACGUUUGGUUGGGAGAUUGGAGCAAGGUCUUGAUAAGCCAUGACAGAGAUAGGAUCAUGUUUCCGCGAUCUA